Messenger RNA from Sorex fumeus (smoky shrew), 534 nucleotides. Its product is annotated as cyclin-dependent kinase inhibitor 2A-like. The transcript has 3 exons. Gene Ontology annotation, cellular component: nucleus. Gene Ontology annotation, biological process: regulation of cyclin-dependent protein serine/threonine kinase activity; negative regulation of cell population proliferation. The record is from RefSeq and is a predicted model, not a curated record. NCBI's taxonomy places the organism in Eukaryota, Metazoa, Chordata, Mammalia, Eulipotyphla, Soricidae. Bases 1 to 453 code for a protein of 150 amino acids. Gene Ontology annotation, molecular function: protein kinase binding; cyclin-dependent protein serine/threonine kinase inhibitor activity.
AUGGAACGUGCAGCUGAUCGGCUGGCGAGCGCGGCGGCGGGCGGCCGGGCGGAGGAGGUGCGGGCGCUGCUGCAGGCCGGGGUACCCCCCAACGCGACCAACAGUCUUGGUCGGAGCGCGAUCCAGGUCAUGAUGAUGGGCAGCACCCGGGUGGCCAACCUGCUGCUGCUCCACGGUGCGAACCCCAACUGCGCAGACCCAGUCACCCUUACCCGACCCGUGCACGACGCAGCCCGGGAGGGCUUCCUGGAGACGCUGGUGGAGCUGCACCAAGCCGGGGCGCGGCUGGACGUGCGCGAUGCUUGGGGCCGCCUGCCCGUGGACCUGGCUGAGGAGAGGGGCCACCGCCACGUUGUCCAGUACUUGCGCGUGGCGGUAAGGGGCACCCACCAUGGUGGUCACGCUCCUAUAGACCCAGAGAUGGGUCCAGCUGAUGACUCGACCCCAACUUAAAGAACCCCUGAAACACCGAAAUGCAUUGACCUGCAAUGAAGUUUAAAUACAAAAAGUACCCCCAAUCUUAUUUCCCUUCCC